AUGACGGCCGGACCACGCAUGUCCUCGAACGCUGAACAUGAAAUUUCCCAGGUGGACGAUCAUGUAGACGAAAAUGGAGGCUGGGACGGCCCCGACGACCCAGACAACCCAGCGAAUUGGCCUCGACAUAAGCGCAAUUGGAACAUCGUCUUGGUUGCUUUGGUUCAGCUCUUGUCCAAUCUUGGUUCUACCAUGUUUGCCCCAGGUGCAGCCAAACUGAUGAAGGAUUUCGAUUCGACUUCACAUACGGUCACUAGCUUGUCUGUUUCUAUUUACGUCCUUGGCUAUGCUCUUGGACCCCUACUAUUCGCCCCUCUUUCUGAAGUAUUUGGAAGACUGCCGAUCUAUAUUGUCACUAAUGUGAUGUUUCUCGCCUUUGUACUCGCUUGCGGCUUCGCCACCAACCUAUCAAUGUUUAUUGUAUUUCGUUUCAUAAAUGGCGCUGUCGGAUCCGCCUCUCAGGCACUAAGCGGAGGCACCUUAGCUGACCUCGUCCCAAGGGAGGAACGAGGAAAGUGGAUGGGGUUGAUUGUUCUUGGCCCAAUCAUGGGACCGACUAUUGGUCCCAUCGCUGGAGGCUUCGUUAGCCAGUACAUUGGAUGGAGAUGGGUCUUCUAUACCCUUGCUAUCACGUGGGGAGUCAUCCUCGUUCCAGCCCUCAUCUUUAUGCGGGAAACAUAUUCACCAGUCAUUCUACGCCGCAAGUUUGGCCGCAAAGAUGAAGGCAGUGCUUUUCAGGGCGAGACUAUUCUUACUAGACUUCGCAAGAGCAUCGGGAUGCCUUUGAAACUACUUUUCUUUUCGCCUAUCGUGUUCUUUCUUUCCCUAUAUGUCGCAUUCAGCUUUGGCCUGAUGUAUCUCCUAUUUACGACCUUUAGCACUGUUUUUCGUGACCAGUAUGGCUUUUCAGUUGGGAUUUCUGGCCUCUCAUAUAUUGGGCUCGGUGUCGGUAUGUUGGGUGGUGUCACAGUCCAAGCAAGGCUCAGCGACCGAAUCAUGAAAUCCCGUGAGGCGGCGAGAGGGGGCGAACGAAGACCGGAAGACCGCUUGGUCAUGAUGGCUUAUAUGGCGCCAAGUCUGCCGAUAGGGCUCUUCUGGUAUGGCUGGGCGACCGAGAAACAAGUUCACUGGAUUGUGCCUAUCCUCGGAACUGUUUUUGUGGGUGUCGGAUUCAUCUGCAUUCUGAUGUCUGUGAUGAUGUAUCUUGUUGACGCCUUUGAUGUCAAAUACACUGCGUCAGCCCUGGCGGCGAAUACCCUUCUGCGCUCGCUGGGAGGAGCGUUCCUCCCACUUGCGGGACCUAAAAUGUACAGUAAACUUGGCCUUGGUUGGGGUAAUUCAUUGCUUGGAUUUUUAGCAGUAGCUUUUAUUCCUUUGCCUUGGAUCUUUCUUUACUAUGGUAAGCAGAUAAGGCUUAGUGGUCGAAAGUUUAUAUAA
Messenger RNA from Fusarium odoratissimum NRRL 54006, 1437 nucleotides. RefSeq lists its product as uncharacterized. Bases 1 to 1437 code for a protein of 478 amino acids. Gene Ontology annotation, molecular function: transmembrane transporter activity. Gene Ontology annotation, biological process: transmembrane transport. The transcript is spliced from 4 exons. The record is from RefSeq and is a predicted model, not a curated record. NCBI's taxonomy places the organism in Eukaryota, Fungi, Ascomycota, Sordariomycetes, Hypocreales, Nectriaceae.